Aspergillus alliaceus is the source of this 1908-nucleotide messenger RNA. RefSeq names its product adaptor protein NBP2. NCBI's taxonomy places the organism in Eukaryota, Fungi, Ascomycota, Eurotiomycetes, Eurotiales, Aspergillaceae. Gene Ontology annotation, molecular function: protein binding. Bases 1 to 1482 code for a protein of 493 amino acids. The transcript has 3 exons. The record is from RefSeq and is a predicted model, not a curated record.
AUGACCGCAACCAUGGCUUCUACGGCGUCGCCACCUCCGUCGCAGCAGGGUGACUCUGCGUCCAACCUAGCGGUCUUGCCUCCCAUCGUCACGGACGCCACUGUCAAACGGUCCAUUCGUCAGAGAUCAUCUUCGUAUGCGAAAGAUCGUCUUUCCACGCAUUCUAACAUUUCCCUAGCCUCUCAGAACCGGUCGCGUCCCGGAUCGCAUGUUUUCCCCGUCUUUCACUCCAGCUUGCCGUAUGCUCUGGUGCGAGAUUUCGCGUAUCCCUCGACCCAUCCUCUACACUACGGUCCGCUGCCCCCUCGUGCAUCUGGGGUGUCAACUCCGGCGAGUGAGCAGCGGCGCCUGUCCGAUCCUCCGGCUCCGUGGGAUAGCUCGCGGGGACAAUGGUCAACUGGGCCGUGGAGCACCGAGCAUAGUUACGGGCACCAACAGCUUCCUGCUAUGUCAUUCGGCGAUGGCCCACCAUAUAGCGAGGAUGAAGAUCUCCAUAGCCCGGUAUUCUCUGCGCCUCGCCACCGGAAGAACAAGUCUACUGGAACGGACCUAGACGGGGAGCGCAGGAGGAGCCCUAGUUCCCAAAAGGCCGCAGGUUUCCUGGGAGAUAUGAAUCGAGGGAUGUAUGUCAGCACGAACGCUGACGGCAGCGAAACAUACUACGUGGAUGAUGAGGAUGAAAGAGAUGACGGCCCUGGCGGCGAGUAUGUCACAUACCCGGCAAAUGAGAGCCGAUACUCAUAUGCGGGGACAUAUGGGGGCUAUCCGGGUUAUGACCCUAAUGUGGAAUACGAAUCGGAGGAAGACUAUACUGGUGAUCGGUACAAUGGUGACUUCCAAUUUGCUGUAGGAUGCCCGGACGAAGAGAUGCAUGGGAAGGCUGUUGCACUUUUCGACUUCACUAGGGAGCACGAGAACGAACUUCCCCUUGCUGAGGGUCAAGUGAUUUUCGUCUCAUAUCGACAUGGCCAAGGUUGGCUCGUUGCAGAGGACCCGCGGACCGGGGAAAGUGGCUUAGUUCCGGAAGAGUUCGUUCGGCUGCUUCGGGACAUCGAAGGAGGACUGACGUCGUUGAAUGGUGUUCCUGACUCUGAAUUAUUGGACGAUACUCAUACUGAUGCUAAUUCAACCGGAAACCACCAGGCGAUGACGCCAACUCAGGAUGACUAUGUCGGUAACGGUGAGAAGAUUCAUAACCCGGACAACAUGUACAACGGCGGAACCACACCCCUCCCAUCCAACUCAGCAACCACUGUCCUCUCCCCCUCCAACUCCGAUAUCCCCUUCUCACCACUCCCCGUCCCCAAUACCCGAUCAACCCCCUCCAUCUCAUGCAGCACCGCCCCACCCUGCGCAUCCAUCUCUUGCCUCAUACUUCCCCCAAGCAUAGGCACAUCCUUCCCCAGCCCAACAGUCUCAUCCAAGUCACCAGCAGACUCACUAGCCCCCCCAGCACCCGACUCCCCCCCCUUCCGGCGCUGAAAAAAAAAAACGAGACCCACAACAGCGAAAACAAGUACUCCUCCAACAACACCACCUACUAUACCCCCAAUCUGAGAUCCUGAGAGACCCGUGUCUGUCCCGGAUUCUCCUGCUGGAGUGAUAGUUGCUUUCGGAGAUGAUGAUGUUGUCGUCGAUGCCGUGGACGUCGAAGUAGGAAUUAGCGUCGAAGACAAAGACGAAGACGAAGACGAUGUCCCAUUAGACAUAUUCCCGUGCUUCACACAGCAUUGGAUAGAACUUAUCCCCGGACAGGGCCAGUUGGGCUAGAUUCUCUCUCGUUAGUGUCCCUUUCCUAGAUGAGGGUGGUAGAUAGGAGGAAGGUAAGGGAGCGGGGGCGGGGGUGGUUUACAGGGGCCCCGGCGAAGUAAUUCCCCCCAUCGCAGGUCUGGUUAUGGGUGUCUCGGC